AUGGAGCGGGCCAGGGACCAUUUACACCUGAGGUGGACUGUGGAACAGCACGUACCAGAGGUAGAAAUCCAAGUCAAACAUAGAAGGAUAGCCUCACUGAGCAACCAGGAGUGUCACCUGUACCCGAGGCGAUCUCAGCAGCAACAACAAGUCCCUGUGGUGGAUUUCCAUGCAUACCUGAGACAGACAUUCUUAGCUGAGAUACCAAGAGGUGGUUAAAGCAGUAUUGGAACACCCAGGUCUUAAGGAUCCCGAAACUUUCCUCUGGACAUUGGAUUUGAUGGAGCAGCAAUCACGACUGUG
This is a messenger RNA of Kogia breviceps (pygmy sperm whale), 303 nucleotides long. Its product is annotated as SNRPN upstream reading frame protein-like. Gene Ontology annotation, cellular component: nuclear speck. NCBI's taxonomy places the organism in Eukaryota, Metazoa, Chordata, Mammalia, Artiodactyla, Physeteridae. The record is from RefSeq and is a predicted model, not a curated record.